CAAUAUAUAGUAGAGACUGCAUUGAAGUUUGAGACUCACUCAGUGUCUGAGUCUCUCACGCGCAGAGUCCUCCAUUUGACCCAGUCGAGAAUGGAGGUUCAUCCUCAGACCAUCUCAACCUUCGAGCUCCAGUCAAAGCCUACCCCAUUUCCUUCUUACCCUCUCGACGAACUGGACAUCUCCUCCUCCUCAGACCUCGUUUCCCACGACGCCUUCCGGAGCCCCGACACGCCCGAAUCACCCUCCAUGGGCACUCAGAAACCAGACGGGUCGGACUCUCAGAACGCCAUCGUCGAACCUCCGCCGCCGAAAGACGGUGCUCAUAAAUGCGAUGGCUACGGUGGAUACGACGACGAGCCGCUGAAGACCGACAUGAAAUCAACGCUGCCGGUGGACCCCACCGGGAAGCCGUGUGAUGCGAAAGCGCCGGUGGGGGCGUGGUCGGAUAGAGCGGCGGUGAAGGUGCAGAAGGUGUACCGGAGUUAUCGAACCCGGCGCAGGUUAGCGGACUCCGCGGUUGUCGCCGAAGAGCUCUGGUGGCAAGCUAUAGACUAUGCUAGGCUGAACCACAGUACGAUCUCUUUCUUCAAUUUCUCAAAGCCCGAGAGUGUGGCUUCCAAGUGGAGUCGUGUUUGCUUGAAUGCUUCUAAGGUGGGCAAGGGUUUGUCCAAAGACGCCAAAGCACAACAAUUGGCUUUUCAGCAUUGGAUUGAAGCUAUUGAUCCCCGGCAUCGAUAUGGGCAUAGCUUGCAUGUAUACUACGAAGAGUGGUGCAAAGCGGAUGCUGGACAGCCAUUUUUCUAUUGGUUGGAUGUAGGAGACGGGAAAGACCUUGAUCUCCAACACUGCCCAAGACCAAAGCUGCGACAACAAAGCAUCAAGUAUCUUGGCCCUCAAGAGAGGGAAAAUUAUGAAUAUGAAGUUGUCGAAGGGAAAAUAUUUCACAAACAAACCGCAGAUCCCCUUGAUACAAUCAGAGGGUCAGAAGGGGUGAAGUGGAUAUUCGUAAUGAGUACCUCCAAGAAACUCUAUGCUGGUCGGAAAAAGAAAGGAGUGUUCCAUCAUUCGAGCUUCUUGGCUGGAGGAGCCACAGUAGCUGCUGGAAGGCUAGUGGCAGAGCAGGGAAUUCUUAAGUCCAUCUCUCCAUAUAGUGGACAUUAUCGGCCAACAGAUGACAGGCUUGACAGCAUUUUAUCCCUACUCAAGGAAAACGGAGUGAACCUUAAUGAAGUUAAGAUAUACAAAGCGAAUGAAGAUUCUGAUAGCUAUGAUGAUAACAAACUGAAUGGAGGUGGGGCUUCAGUUGAAGUUUUGACAAACUCAGAAACUCAGAAACUUGAAAGUCCAGAUAAAGAGGAGAAAACACCAUCCUCAGAAUCAACUGAAGUCCCUCAAACUGAAGCCAAAAACAAUUACCAAAGGACUUUAUCAGGUGGUCUCCAGAGCCCGAGAGCUGAGGUGCCUAAGAGUGCAAUAUUGCUACGAAUCAAUUCCAAGAAGGCAUUAAAAUCUUACCAAUUAGGGAAUCAGCUGUCACUCAAGUGGUCAACUGGAGCUGGACCAAGAAUUGGUUGUGUUGCUGACUACCCUGUGGAGGUGAGAGUACAGGCCUUGGAGAUGACUAACCUGUCUCCAAGAUUUCCACCCACACCAUCAUCCUUCAGAAGAAUGGCUGGUCUUGCAUCACCAACCGCAUCACCCACAACUCACCCUGGAUCGGAUAUCAACAAGGGUGAUGGGACUCAUCAUGACUGAAUUCACAUAUCACCAAGUUUAUGCUUUCUCCUAAUAGAAAUGCUUUACUGAAUGUACAUAUUUGCUAUGUUCUUUAUGUCACCUCAAACACCUUUUAGAAUGGUCAGACCAUUAUCUUGUUUCCAUAAUUGGCUCCUUCUCUGUUUUGCCCACUACAUUGAAAAGUCAAAUUGGCUCAGGUCAACAAUUUGAGGCAAAUAUUUUCCACAAUAGAAGCUGUAUGUGUUCUGUUGUCUUCAA
Corylus avellana is the source of this 1995-nucleotide messenger RNA. Its product is annotated as IQ domain-containing protein IQM3. The record is from RefSeq and is a predicted model, not a curated record. NCBI's taxonomy places the organism in Eukaryota, Viridiplantae, Streptophyta, Magnoliopsida, Fagales, Betulaceae.